Acomys russatus (golden spiny mouse) is the source of this 1611-nucleotide messenger RNA. RefSeq names its product caveolae associated protein 2 (gene Cavin2). The coding region runs from base 339 to 1595 and encodes 418 amino acids. Gene Ontology annotation, cellular component: cytoplasm; caveola. The record is from RefSeq and is a predicted model, not a curated record. NCBI's taxonomy places the organism in Eukaryota, Metazoa, Chordata, Mammalia, Rodentia, Muridae. Gene Ontology annotation, molecular function: protein kinase C binding. The transcript is spliced from 2 exons.
CUUGUUUUAAAACGGGAAGAGAUGUAGGAAAGAAAACCUAAUGCAGCGAAGAGCCCGGGCUUGCUGAGAGUGUGGUUAGGAAGUGUGUGCUUGUAGCUGAACCCUGAGUGGGUCCUGUAACCUUCGCCUCCCACUGGGUGGAGUAGGGCCUUUAAGAGCAGCUGGAAUGCAGUUUCCCCCAUCAGUUUAGCCAGUUCUUCCCUGUCUGAACCUCUGCUGGCCCUAGAGAGCAGUGCUCCUCCGUUCAGACCAACCGGCCUCCUGCGCUCUUCACCAGAGCCCACUUGUCGCCUGGGCAAGAAGCUUCCAGCCGGAAGUAGGUUCCCAUCUGUCCAGCCAUGGGAGAAGACGCGGCACAAGCAGAAAAGUUCCAGCACCCCAAUUCUGACAUGCGCCAUGAGAAGCCAUCCAGCCCCAGCCCAAUGCCUUCCUCUACACCGAGCCCCAGCCUCAAUCUGGGGUCCACAGACGAGGCCAUCCGGGACAACUCGCAGGUGAAUGCUGUCACCGUGCAGACACUCCUGGAGAAGUUGGUCAACAUGCUCGACGCCGUGAGGGAGAACCAGCACAACAUGGAACGGCGGCAGAUCAACCUGGAGGGCUCCGUAAAGGGCAUCCAGAACGACCUCACCAAGCUCUCCAAGUACCAGGCCUCCACCAGCAACACAGUGAGCAAGCUGCUGGAGAAGUCUCGCAAGGUCAGCGCUCACACGCGCGCCGUCCGCGAGCGCCUGGAGAGGCAGUGCGCCCAGGUGAAGAGGCUGGAGAGCAACCACGCCCAACUCCUCCGACGCAACCACUUCAAAGUGCUCAUCUUCCAGGAAGAAAGUGAGAUCCCUGCCAGUGUGUUUGUGAAGGAGCCGGUUCCCAGCCCUGCCGAAGGCCAGGAGGAGCUUGCUGAUGAGAACAAGUCCCUGGAGGAAACUCUACACAACGUGGACCUCUCCUCCGAUGACGAAUUGCCCCGUGAUGAAGAAGCCCUGGAAGAUAGCGCAGAGGAAAAGAUGGAAGAAAGCAGGGCAGAAAAAUUAAAAAGAUCCAGCCUCAAGAAAGUAGAUAGCCUCAAGAAAGCCUUUUCCCGCCAGAACAUCGAAAAAAAGAUGAACAAGCUGGGGACAAAGAUCGUAUCUGUUGAGAGGAGAGAAAAGAUUAAGAAAUCUCUCACACCCAACCACCAGAAAGCAUCUUCAGGGAAAAGCUCCCCCUUCAAGGUUUCUCCCCUCUCCUUUGGCCGGAAGAAAGUCCGGGAGGGAGAAAGCUCUGUGGAAAAUGAGACCAAGUUAGAAGACCAGGUGCAGGAUGACCGUGAGGAGGGCUCAUUCACAGAGGGGCUUUCCGAAGCAAGCCUCCCCAGCGGCCUGGUGGAGGGCAGCGCAGAAGAUGCUGAGAAGCCGGCUUUGAGAGGGAACAACUCCGGUGUGGGCAGCAACGCUGACCUGACCAUUGUGGAAGAUGAAGAGGAGGAGUCCGUGGCUCUCCAGCAGGCACAGCAGGUGCGCUAUGAGAGUGGCUACAUGCUCAACUCGGAGGAGGCAGAGGAAGCCAGUGAGAAACAGGUCCAGCCGGCUGUGUUUCACGUCAACCAGACUGCCUAAGUGCACAGCCAGAAGC